This is a messenger RNA of Naegleria fowleri, 378 nucleotides long. RefSeq lists its product as uncharacterized. Lineage: Eukaryota; Heterolobosea; Eutetramitea; Acrasida; Naegleriidae. The coding region runs from base 1 to 378 and encodes 125 amino acids. The record is from RefSeq and is a predicted model, not a curated record. The transcript is spliced from 2 exons.
AUGAACCAACAACAACCACCCCUCAAUGAAAAUGUUCCUCCAGAGAUUACACCUGAAAUGUUUAAACAAUUGGAGAGGAAAUUUGUUCCGAGAAUUAUUCUGAAAACUGGAGCUUAUGGGUUUACUUUAGCGACCAUUCUACUCGGAGGCUUUUAUGUGAUGAACGCAUUGACAAGAGAGGAUUAUCGAUAUUUGGACACUGUUUCGUAUCAUCGAGACCUCAAGAUUAAAGAAUUCAAACAAAAGUAUUACCAACAUCAUCCCGGACUGAUUCCAACACCAACCAAGAUGAAUCAAUUUAUUGAAAAGAUCAAGGAAGGAGAAGUUCCAAAACAACAACCGGAAUCCAACCAAGAACAACAAACCAAGGAAAAAUAG